AUGGCGUCAGACUCCCUACGACCCGACUCCUCCCCGCAGGAAGCCGAUUCUGAACAGAGCCGACCGGCCGACAUUGCUGCUGAGGGUGAACAAUCAACCAAGCAGGGUUCAACAUCUCCCGAGGGCGCCGGCGGCAACGACUUCAAGAGAGACUCUAGCUCCCCCGAGUCUGGCGAGGCCAGCUCGACCGCGUCUCCCGCGCCUUCCGACGCUGGUGAUGAGAAAACCACUUCUUCCUCCGAUGCGCCGCCCCUCCCCAACGAGGUACCACCGCUCCCCUCAGGACCUCCUCCUGCGACCCAAGACGACGGCUGGGACUUCCAGUGGGACCCGGCCUCCCAGGCAUACUUCUUCUACAACCGCUUCACCGGCGCGACGCAGUGGGAAAACCCCCGCGUUCCCGUUGCCGCCGCCGCCGCUUCGACCAGCGCCGCCCCGGGUACGACCACGACCGCAGCGACGACCGCGCCCUUGGGCCCCCCUCCCCUGCCGACAAAUGACCUACCCCCCGCGGGCGGCUACAACCCCGCCAUCCACGGCGACUACGACCCGGACGCGUGGUACGCCAAGGGAAACACGGCCGAGGAGAACGAGGCGAACCAGGCGUCUUCCGCCGCCUACGCGGCCGAGUACGGCGCGAUCGCGCAGUUUAAUCGCUUCACCGGCCAAUUCCAGACGCUCGGCGAAGGCCCCGACCGCCACUCGGACGAGGCCAAGAGCAAGCGCCAGAUGAAUGCCUUCUUCGACGUCGACGCCGCCGCCAACUCGCACGACGGCCGCAGCCUCAAGGCCGAGCGCAGUGGCAAGAAGCCCAGCAAGGCCGAGCUCAAGCAGUUCAAGGAGAAGCGUCGGGCGAGGAAGGAGGAGAAGCGCCGGGCCUGGCUUAGGGACUAA
Molecule: messenger RNA, 894 nt
Organism: Colletotrichum destructivum
Lineage: Eukaryota; Fungi; Ascomycota; Sordariomycetes; Glomerellales; Glomerellaceae
Product: Putative WW domain-containing protein
Exons: 1
Coding region: 1-894 (297 amino acids)
Molecular function (GO): protein binding
Source: RefSeq, a predicted model, not a curated record